Molecule: messenger RNA, 7416 nt
Organism: Aquila chrysaetos chrysaetos
Lineage: Eukaryota; Metazoa; Chordata; Aves; Accipitriformes; Accipitridae
Gene: ARHGAP23
Product: Rho GTPase activating protein 23
Biological process (GO): signal transduction
Molecular function (GO): protein binding
Source: RefSeq, a predicted model, not a curated record
GCAAAGUGACACUGCAGGCGGUGGGGGCUGGCUCGGCACGGGGGGCGGUGGGCUGGGCACGCUGAUCCCCGCCAGCAGCUGAGCCCCAGUCCGCCAGCCCAGCUGGGGCGUGCGGCCGCCCGCCCUCCGUCCAUCCCACCCUCUGUCCUUCCCACCCUCCGGUCCGUCCCUCCAUCCCUCCAUCCCACCCUCCGUCCAUCCCUCCAUCCAUCCCUCCCACCCUCCGUCCAUCCCUGCACAACGCGGGUGGGGUGGCCGGGUGGGGGCCGGCUGCCGCCCGUCGCGCCGGGGCUGCCGUCGCUCGCCGGAGCGUGCGAGCUUGCGUGCGGCAUCGCCGGGCUGGGAGCACCGCACGUCGCCCGAGCCAUGCGAGACGGCGCAGCCGGCCCCACGCCACCCCCGGCAGCCAGCCCCCACCGCCGCGCUCCCCAACUCGGGGCUCGAAGCCAGUGAAGGAGGCGGUCGAGCCCAUGGCCGCGCCGGCCGCCGGCUGAUAGCCCACGCUGCUGCACCUCGCUUGCCUGAAGCCGGGCCGGGACUUGCGGCCGUAUGGUGGAGGAGAGCGUGGGUAGAGGGGAGCGGGGGUCCCGGCGGGUGCUGCGGGGCCCCCCCAGACCCCCGCCAGCCCCCAGCCCCGUGACGGUGGUGAGCAAGGGGCUGUGGAGCGUGGAGCGAGCCGGCAAGGGCUGGCGCUUCGAGCGUGCCGUCGGGGUGGACUGCAGCUCGCCCGAGCCCCGCUGCAUUUGGCUGAGCAGCUUGCGUCGCCACGCUGCCGCCCCGGACCACCGCUGGCCCCCGGCCCCCCGGCACGGCCGCACGCCCCCCUGCACCGACAAGUGCCGCCGGCCAACGCCGGGCCGAAGAGAUGGGGCGUCCCCGAAUGCCAACGCUCCCCCGGAGGGGCCCUUCCCCUGGGUGGGUCCAAAGACAGUGGUGCUGCGGAAGAGUUCGCAGGGGGGGUUCGGCUUCACCCUCCGCCACUUCAUCGUCUACCCCCCGGAGUCGGCGGUGCAAUCCACCGCCAAGGAGGAGGAGAACGGGAACCGAGCAGGUCCCCCCCGGAGCCGCCUGGAGCCCAUGGACACCAUCUUCGUGAAGAAUGUGCGGGAGGACGGGCCGGCACACCAGGCUGGGCUGCGCACCGGGGACCGGCUGGUCAAGGUGAACGGGGAGAGCAUCAUCGGGAAAACCUACUCGCAAGUCAUCGCGCUGAUCCAAAACAGUGACGAUGUGCUGGAGCUCUCCAUCAUGCCCAAGGACGAGGACAUCCUCCAGCUGGCGUAUUCGCAGGAUGCCUACCUGAAGGGCAACGAGCCGUACUCCGGUGGGGCGCAGAGCAUCCCCGAGCCCCCUCCCAUCUGCUACCCGCGGAAGACGUACCCCUUCCAGGCACGGGGCGCCGAGCCCCCCCCCGGGCCAGCCGCCGGACACCCGCGCCCACCGCCCCGCCGCUGCGGGACCCUCGUCCCCGCUCGGCGCGGCCGCGCUCGCCAGCACCCGGAGCGAGGCAGGCGGCAGCCCCGCGCACCGCCCCGACGAGCCGCAGCCCGGGGGUCCCCCCCCGCGCGCCCCCCCGCACCCCACGGGCACCCCGGUUCCUUCUCCCGCGCCGGCUGCCCCAGCAACGUCGCGUCCUCUCUGCCCGAUCGCUACGGGAUCCCCCCCGCCACCUCCUCCUGCUACGGGGUCCCCAAGCAUCUCCCGGAGCAUCGGACUCACUGCGGCUUCAAGGAGGGUGUCGGGGGGCUGGCGGUGGCCGGACGACCCCCCCGGGAGGCGGCGGGUGGCCAGCGGGCACCCGGCCGGCAGGAGUGCCAGCAGGCUCUGUCCCGCUGGUUUUGCAGCCAGGAGCCGCGACGGAGCUCCUCGGAGGAGCGACGGCACGCCAUGCCGCCCCGCUACCGCAGCGUGUCCCAGGACCGGUUGGGGGGCUCGGCGGCGGCCCCCCGGGGCUGGCCCCACAGCGCUUCGCACGACACCCUCCUGCAGUCCUCCCGUGAGGGCUGGGCGCCCCGAGCCCGCUCCGACCACUACCUGGGCAGGUACGGGCGCUCCAUGGAGGCACUGGAGCCCAGCGCCCUGCUCUCCCCUCACCUCGACCGCUCCGCUUGGCCGCCUGAGAGGGUCUGCCGGGCCACCGUCGCGCAGCCCGUCCCGCACGGUUCCUUCGCGCCUUCCUCCUCCUCCUCCUCCUCCUCGCGGGAGCCGGCGCCCGUGCAGAAGCACCCAUCGCAGCCCAACCUGCAGAGCGCGGACGAUUCGGGCUACAUCGGCUACCGGAGCUACAGCCCAUCCUUCCAGCGCCGCACCGGGCUGCUGCACGCCCUUUCCUUCCGUGACCCGGCUUUCGGCGGUCUGCCCACCUUCAGCAUCUCGCAGCGGCCGGCCGCCCCGCUCCCGGAGAGGGUGGUCCCUGCCAUCCCGCCACCCACCGGUCCCCCACCGGUCCCCACCGUGCCCAGGGAACAGCGGCCGGAGAGCAGCCGGGUACCCGAGCAGCCAGAGGAGCGGAGGGAAGAAGUGGUUUUGCGGCAGAAGCCCCCCACGGGCCGCAAGAUGCCACCCCCGCUGCGGCAGAUGAACUUUGUCUUCCCCGAGGGGGCGAAGGAGACGGACGUUUGCGACCCCUCGCCGGCCAGCGGCAAAGGGGAGAGGCCGGCGGCCGAGCGGCAAGGCCGGCGCGUGGCUCCCUUGGCGGCCCCCGAGGACUCGCUGGCAUCCAUCCCCUUCAUCGACGAACCCACCAGCCCCAGCAUCGACCUGAAGGCCAAGCACGUCCCCGCCUCCUCGGUGGUCUCCAGCGCCAUGAACUCGGCACCCGCCGUCGCCACUAGCCCCUCCUCGCCCACCUUCGCCUUUGCCCUGAGCCGGCACUACUCCCAGGACUGCAGCAGCAUCAAGGCCGGCCGCCGCUCCUCCUACCUCCUGGCCAUCACCACCGAGCGCUCCAAGUCCUGUGACGAUGGUCUGAACACAUUUCGGGACGAGGGGAAGAUCCUAAGGAGGAUGCCCAGCCGGGUCCCCAGCCUCCGCAUGCUGAGGAGCUUCUUCACCGAUGGGUCCCUGGACAGCCUCGGCACGUCCGAAGACGCCCGCUCCAAAAGACACUCAACCUCCGACCUCUCGGACGUCCCGUUCAGCGCCGUGAGGAAGGAGGGCUGGCUCCACUGCAAGCAGAUCCUCACCAAAAAGGGAAAGAAGGUCGGUGGAGGCAUCCGGCAGUGGAAGCGCGUCUUCGCCGUGCUGCGCGCCCACUCGCUGUACCUGUGCAAGGACAGGCGGGAGGCGGUGACCUGCGCCCCGGCCCCAGGUGAGGAGGAGCCGCCGAUCAGCAUCCGAGCGUGCCUGGUGGACAUCUCCUACAGCGAGACCAAGAGGAAGCACGUCUUCCGGCUGACGACCGCUGACUUCUGUGAAUAUCUCUUUCAGGCAGAGGAUCGGGAAGACAUGCUGGCCUGGAUCAAAGUCAUCAGGGAGAACAGCAAGGCUGAGGGCGAGGACCCCGGUUUUGCCAGCCAAGCGCUUAUCAACAAGAAGUUAAACGACUACCGGAAAAUGAGCCCCGCGGGCGCCAAGCCCGAUUCCUCACCCAAGGGCUCUCGUGGGCUGGGGAUCCGAGCCGAGUUCCUGAAGCAGACGGGAACCAGCGCGCCCCGGUCCCCCAGGCAGGAUGCGGCCGUCACGAAAGAUGAGAGCAGCUCCCAAAAAGCCCCGUGGGGCAUCAACAUCAUGAAGAAAAACAAGAAAUCUGCCCCCCGGGCCUUUGGCGUGAGGCUGGAGGACUGCCAGCCCGCCCCGGACAACAAGAACGUCCCGCUGAUCGUUGAAGCUUGCUGCAAGGUGGUAGAGGACCGAGGGCUGGAGUACAUGGGCAUCUACCGUGUGCCCGGGAACAAUGCCGUGGUGUCCAGCCUGCAGGAGCAGCUCAACAAGGGAGCCACCGAGAUCAACCUGCAGGACGAGCGGUGGCAGGAUCUGAACGUCAUUAGCAGCCUGUUGAAAUCCUUCUUCCGAAAGCUGCCCGAGCCCCUUUUCACUGACGAUAAGUACAACGACUUCAUCGAGGCCAAUCGGAUAGAGGACGCCAGUGAGAGGAUGAGGACGCUGCGGAAGCUGAUCCGGGACCUGCCAGGUCACUACUACGAGACACUCAAGUUCUUGGUGGGUCACCUGAAGACCAUCGCUGACCACUCGGAGAAGAACAAGAUGGAGCCCCGAAACCUGGCCCUGGUGUUCGGCCCCACGCUGGUGCGAACAUCUGAGGACAACAUGACCGACAUGGUGACGCACAUGCCUGACCGCUACAAAAUCGUGGAGACCCUCAUCCAGCACUCGGACUGGUUCUUCAGCGACAAGGAGGACAAGGGCGAGAAGACCCCCGUGGAUGAGAAGGAGGCUCAGUCCGUGCCCAACAUCGAGUACCUGCUCCCCAACAUCGGCAGGACCGCGGCGCCCGGCGAUGCCGCAGGCUCGACUUGCAGCGGCUCCGCCAAACCGAAGGGCACGUGGCCGUCGCGAAAGGCACCGCCGCACCGGGAGCUCCUCGCCAUCCCCUUCGUCUCAGCCGCCGCCCGCAAGAGGAAGAAGAGGAGAGAGGCCGAAGGCAUCGGGAGCAGCACCGACGACGACGCGGAGCGCAGGGAUACCCCGGGUCGGGAGCGGGAGGACGAAGGGACAACCGCGGCUGCCCCGCUGGGACCCAGCAAAGCCUCCCGCGGCACCGGUGCCGAGCCGGCGGUCCCCAGCCCGGCCGGGAUGGAGCGGGAGAGCUCCCUGGAGCCUGGGGGGGCUGGGUCCGAACCGGCGCCGGACGCCCGCUCCAUCGUGUCGGGCUAUUCCACCCUGUCCACCAUGGACCGCAGCCUGUGCUCCGAGGUGCAGUCGGUGGCCGGGAGCCGUGGGGAGGAGGCGGACGACGAGCGCAGCGAGCUCAGCCACAUGGAGACGGACACGGAAAGCCGGGAGGGUGCCCGGCCCCGGCCGGGGCAGGGACCCCUCGGCCGUCCUUCCUUCAACUCCCACCGCCUGAUCCAGUGCGACACGCUGGCCCGCAGAAAGCUGGGGCGGCCCCGGCCGGCCGGUGAGACCCCGGCACCCGCCGGGGAGGACCAGGGCUGGACCCCCCCAGGUCGGCCCUCGCUGCGGGAACAGCUCCGGCAGCGCCUGCGGGCCUCGGCCGAUGACAUGGGGGUCCGUUUGCGUCGAGCCCACUCUCCCGAGACCCGCCGCAAGAAGAGCAGUUGGCGCCGGCACACCGUGGUGGUGCCCGGCGGGCUCAAGGACCUCAACUUCAACGAGUGGAAGGAGCCGCGGGGGCUGGAGAUGUCCCCGGGACCCUGCCGCGACAAGGACUCGGGGCUCAGCAGCCUGGAGUCCACCAAAGCUCGACCUCCGGCACCCACCCCGGCACAGCCCGGUGCUGCCGGCGAGGGGCCGGCCGCCAAGACCCCCCCGGGCAGCCCCGGCCCCCCGGCCCCCCUGCGCUUCCCCCAGUGUCUCUGACCUCCUGAGAUGCCCCCCCCCCCCACCGCGGCUUCCCUGCCCACCCCACCCCCUCAGCCAGUGUUUAAUUUAAGGACUCGCCUUCGUUCUUGUAUUUAAUUGUGCUCUGGACAAGCUGCUGUUAUUUAACGAGUCUCGGUGGCCCCCGUGCCGCGGGUGGGACAAAGCCACCUUGUCCCCCUUGCUCUGGGGACCGGCAGGGUCCCGCGGUGGUCCCGUGCCGCAGCCUGGCCAUUCCAUGGUCCCCCCAGCCCCCGGGCAGUGCCAGGAGGGUUGGGGGGGGCAAUGUUGGGGCGGGGGGGGGGCUCAUGGGGACCGUCCCCACCCCGGGCGGUGGUGGCCCUGCUGUCCCAAGCCGCGGCGGUGUGAAGUGCGGGCACUUCCCCGGGUGCCGCCACCGAGGCUGCCCUCGCCGGAGACCCUUCCCGAAACCGGGGACCCUCCCCGAAACCGGGGACCCUCGGGGACCUCGGUGCCGUCGCACCGACGACGGGCGCGCUCUGUGCCACGGGGUCCGGGCUCUGCGCCGGGGUGACCCUCGGCGUGACGGGUGGGGGGGGUCCCCAAAAGGCUGGGUGUUUGCACAGGAGCGGGUGUGACGAGAGGGGCUGGCAUAGAGGGGCACGCUGCUGGGGGGGGGGGGGACGGACACACACACGCUGCUGUCCCCCGCAUCGCCGUGAGCCACGGCCACGAUCCGGCAGCAGCUCAGCACCCGGUGUGCUGUCUGGCAUGGCACGGCACGGCACGGCACGGCAUGGCCCCCUCCCCAGCCCUGCUCCCCCCACCCAGGCCAGAAGCACUUUAGGAAGGGGGUGCGAUGCAGCCGCCCGGGGCGGAGGGGGGGAGACGUGGGGGCGCGGGGACCCCCAGCCUCGCCGUUGCAGGCACACACAUGCCACGGGCUCGGGCGGCCGCUGCUGGGGCGGGUGUCAAGUCACGUCACUGUUUUCUCCGUGUCGUUCUCAUACGUUAUGCAAAUAUUUGCUGUAAAGUUGUUUUUUUUUCUUUUUCUUUUUUUUUUUGUAAAUAUUGUCUUUGACUGUGUAACAUAUUACAAAGGAUUUAUAAGGAUUUUUUAAGAAGUUUUGCUCAGCUGAAAGGCCAGCCCUAACCAGGGGAUGUGCUGGACCAGUGUUGACUUUUUAAACCCUCCUGCAUGUGCCCCCCCCCUCGGCGUGUUGUACGAGUUCGGCCGCGGAGCCGGUAUAUGCAAAACUGCAAAAAAAAAACCCCAACCAGACCCCAACAAAACCUCCCCGCUUUGGACGCUGCCCCCCCCCCCCCCCCCCCCCCCCGCCCCAGUCCCGGUCUAGAUAUUGGAAAUAAACUGGUUAUUCAAGGAGGUGGUUUCCUGCCAUUAUUGCUUCCCUGCUUGGGGGGGUUCAGUACAUGGACCCCCCUUUCCCUGUGCCACAGGUCCUGGAGCACCAGCAGCAUCCAGGGAAGAGUUUAUCCCAGCUUUUCAAUGAGCCUGGGGGGAAGGAGAGGGGACCCCCCCCCCCGCGCACCCACUGACCCAUUCCCAGGGGAUGUGGGACCAGGGUGGUCUUGGGGUCAGGGAUAUCCCACCCCAUCACCAGCACAGCGACACAAGAGACCAAACCUGGGGGGAAAAAAGUGCCGUAGAGAAAAAAAAAAAAAGUAAUUUUAUUAAAGCCAGACACUCUGAUAGAAAAGAAAAGUAAUAAAGGGAAAAGAAAAAUAAAAAGCAACCCUUUGUCAUCGGAGUUUGCAAGUUACAAUGGUCACGUUGCGCACAGAACUACCCAUGGCAUCCACAGCGACACAGGGAGAGCGAUGGGCACAGGGCGGGGGCGGCGGGGGGCCAGCCCCCCCCCCGGCCCCUGCCUCCGCCCUGUGCAAGGCCUUUUUUUUUUUUUUUUUAAUUAUUUUUUUUCUUUUAAAACAGUU